AUGAACCAUCGGGUGAAGGAUGUUCGAGUUCCGAGGACGAAGCUCAGGCUUCACAAAUUAGACAAUGAUACAGAUGACUCUGAAGAACGUAACCAAAGGGAUAUAGUAACUUCUGACAUCCGCGUAAGUCAUGAACAUACUCAACUAUUACCAUCUGAUGUGCAUGUAAAUGAGAGUACUAAUUUACCAAACCCUGAUACUGCUACUUAUAGUCAAAGGUCCUCCGAUAUAACUGAACCUCUUACAGAAGAAUCGUGGUCUUCCACUAUUGCUGAUAUACCAGAUUUCAAUUUCGAUAGCUCUCAGUGUGGUAUUACCGUAAAUAUUGAUGGCAUUAGCCAAGUUCUUGAUUUUUUUCACCUUGUUUUUCCAUCAAGCUAUAUAGAAUACCUGGUAAACUGUACUAACAAUUAUGGAAAAACUUUAUGCAACAGUAAUAGGCCUCAUACUAGACACAGCCGCAAAAUUACGUAUCGUGAAGUUACACCUGAAGAAAUGUUGAAAUUUCUCGGACUUACACUCCUCAAAGGUCUCAUAAAAUGUCCUAAACGACGACACGUAUUUUCAUUAUCUGAUCCACUUUAUUAUCAUCCCAUAUUUAGCUUCGUGAUGUCAGGACGGAGAUAUGAGCAAAUUUUACGCUGUAUUUACGUAUCAGAAUUGGAUGCAAAGGGCGAAAAUAAAAUUGUAAAAUUUAUUGAUAUGAUGACACUAAACUUUCGACAAGUAUAUAAUGCUGAUAAAGAACUUUCAUUGGAUGAAUCGCUCCUUUUGUUUCGGGGUCGCUUGCACUUUCGUCAAUAUAUCAAGUCUAAAAAAGCCCGCUAUGGCAUCAAGUUUUACGAACUGACCACUCACGAUGGCUAUGUGCUAAAUAUAAAAAUGUACUCUGGUAAAGAAGCAAUAGAAGAAAACACGAGUGAAACUGAAUCUAAGACUGAAAAACUAGUUUUGAGAUUAAUGCGCCCCUAUUUGCUACGUGGUCAUCAUAUUUUUAUGGAUAAUUUCUAUAAUUCAGUAAAUUUAUCAAGGAAAUUACUCGAUCUGAAAACCCAUUCCACUGGAACCUUGCGUACAAAUCGGAAAGGAAAUCCUGCAUAUAUUGUAAAGAAAAAGCUAAAGAAAGGUGAGCAUGUAUGGGCCAGGAAGGAUAAAAUUUACGUUUCAAAAUGGAAAGAUAAACGUCCAGUAGUGAUGAUUACCACGGCCCAACACCCUUUGAUUGUUGAAGUAAGAAAUAGAUUUGGCAAGACAAGACCAAAACCUGCAGAAGUGGAGCUUUAUAAUAGAAAUAUGUCAGGUAUAGACAGGUCCGAUCAAAUGAUCUCAUAUUAUUCGUGCCCUCGAAAAACCAUCAGAUGGUAUAAAAAGGUAUUCUUCCAUAUCCUGGAUAUUGCGGUGUCGAAUGCUUACUUUCUUUUCAAAAAAUAUAGAAAAAACAAUGCCCCCACAUACAAUUAUAUAAACUACCGAGAAGAAUUGAUUAAAGUGAUGAUUGGGAUCAGUGGAAGAAAUAUUAAGCCAAAAGACAUGAUCAGUCAAAGGAGUAUACAUGAUAACAGACGAUUUCGCCCAAGUACGAGUACAUUAUCUACUCCGUCAGCCAAUAUUCCUGUUGCUGAAAAUGUUACAACUGGCCAUUGGCCUGAACAAAUGUUAUCUCGGCCUGGUACCUCGAAAAAGUUUGCCUUCCUUAAAUGCAAACUCGGAGGCCAGCGUGCGAGGCGACUCGUAGGCGAGGUCGGCGGGCAGCGGGCGCAGGCGCGGGAACAGCGGCGCCAGGCGCGAGGCGCGCGCCACGUACUCCGCGACCAGCGAGCGCGCCGCCUCGCCCGCCGCGCCGACCCCCCCGGCCGCCCCGGCCCCCCCGGCCUCGCCGACCCCCCCGGCCUCGCCGACCCCUCCGCCCGCGCCGACCUCGUGCGCCUCCGCCUCGCCUCUCUGCGGAGCGGAGCGUGUUACUGCUGA
Molecule: messenger RNA, 1968 nt
Organism: Melitaea cinxia (Glanville fritillary)
Lineage: Eukaryota; Metazoa; Arthropoda; Insecta; Lepidoptera; Nymphalidae
Product: piggyBac transposable element-derived protein 4-like
Exons: 3
Coding region: 1-1968 (655 amino acids)
Source: RefSeq, a predicted model, not a curated record